ACUGUCAUUGGAUAUCGAUCGUCUCGUCUGAUGUGCAACAGACAUUAGGUGUAAAAGUACCAGGAUUGCAUUCCAAAACGUCCUUUUCGAGGAAAAUUUUACUCUUAAGUCUAUAGUGUAUGUAACAUGAACUAUAAAUUUAAAAGUAAAAUUUUCCUCGGAAAAGAUGUUUUGGAAUGUAACCCAGAAGUACAAGCAACGCGACAAACCUAAAAUCUAUUAUUGGACAAUCAAAGCGCUACACCGGACGUAACUUGAACUAUUUCGUCACUGUGUUACGUCACGCUUGCGGCGCGUAGCUAACAGAUGUUUCAAAAAGCAUGUCCUCUCCGAAAGAACGCCUGGGUGGGUACGUGUGCGAAAUGUCAAUACAUGUAUCAUAAAUUGACAGCUUCUGUGGGAAGGACGGGUCUCUUUUCACAAAAUGUACUUAUAAAUCACAGAGGCAUAUUAUCGUAUUCUUAUUACAAGAUCGAGGAGCAUCUCUUUGCUUUAUUACCUGUGCGUUAGUGCUUAAUUUGGAACAUGUGCGAUAUCUGCCAUUUUUCACGUGCGUAUAGUGUCAAGGUCACUUCGAAAAUUCUCGUUAGUACAUUAUCUUAGCCCGAUUUUCGCAAUUGAACGGUCUAGCAGUCCUCGACAAUCGAUUGACAGGCGAUAAGCAGCUUUUAAUAGACGGCUCUUUCCCAUUUCUGCAGAAAAUAUCCUGUAAUUAUGAGUCACCACCUCGUAAGGAGGUGCGUUAGCACGAAUUAUCUCUUUCACGUGUUAACGCGCAUUCAGCCUGUCAUAUUUAUUCAGAAGUGUUAUUACGCUCAUGAUAUAGAGAUAAACUUGAGUAAUGGACCAGUCAGUAUUCUGAAGCAGAAAAUUAUGAGAGGCGAGUUGAUGAAUGAUAUGCACCAGACAAAGGUGGCACAGAUCUUGCAGGGAGUCUACCAGGAAGUGCAUGAUUAUAAGCCACAACAAUUGAACCUGUUGGAGAAAUGGUUUGGUGGCAAGAAGAAGGAGGCGCCAAAAGGCUUGUACAUUUAUGGAGCAGUAGGUGGAGGUAAAACAAUGUUGAUGGACCUAUUUUACGAUUGUUGCCAGAUUAAAAAUAAGAAGAGAGUCCACUUUCAUUCUUUUAUGCUGGAUGUGCACAGCAGAGUGCACGAGGUGAAAAAGACCAUUGUGCGAGAUGUUACCAGCACCAAACUGCAGCCUUUUGACCCGAUACCUCCGGUCGCGUCCAGCAUUGCCGAGGAGGCCUGGCUACUCUGCUUCGAUGAGUUUCAGGUGACCGAUAUCGCGGAUGCCAUGAUACUGAAGAGACUCUUCACGGAGCUCUUUGAUAACGGUGUGAUAGUUGUGGCGACCAGCAACAGAUCGCCGGACAAUCUGUAUAAGAAUGGAUUGCAGAGGGGAAACUUCGUACCAUUUAUCCAAGUGCUAAAGAACCAUUGCUCGGUCAGUAACUUGGAUUCCGGAAUAGAUUACCGAUUGAAGUCGGGGUCCGGAAACAAGAAGAUAUACUUUAUAAAAGGCAAGGAUGCGGCGAACGAUGUGGACAAGGUCUUCAAGUACUUGUGCUCUAUGGAGAACGACGUCAUACGACCGCGAACAAUCUCUAUAAGGGGACGCAACGUCACUUUUCGCAAAACUUGCGGCCAAGUGCUUGACUCCACGUUCGAGGAAUUGUGUGACAGGCCGCUUGGGGCGAGCGAUUAUCUGGCGUUGAGUCAAGUGUUUCACACAGUCAUCAUAAGAGAUGUGCCGCAACUGAAUUUGCGUCUCAAAUCUCAAGCCAGGCGGUUUAUCACGUUCAUCGACACGCUGUAUGAUAACAGGGUGCGAGUUGUUAUGUCAGCGGCUGUACCACACACGCAACUAUUUUUGCCAGAAGGCGAGUCCGAGUACACUGAUGAGAAAAGAAUGCUGAUGGACGAUUUGAAGAUCUCUCACGGCUCGGAAGAUCACAAGGCAAAUAUCUUUACCGGAGAAGAAGAACUGUUCGCGUUUGAUCGUACAGUAUCGCGUCUGGCCGAAAUGCAGACUUCACAGUAUUGGGAACAGUGGGAGCACCAUAGAUAAUGACGUCCUUGACUAGCACAAGUAGAUUUAUACAUAGCAUUAUAGAUGAAUUUCUUUCACACGUAACGCACAAGUAUUGCUGAUGUGAUUUUUACGAGAUGAUCUCGUAUACAAAGUUAUCCAAAUCACCACUCAGGUGUGCCUCGUUGACAUUUCCAUAGAGAGCAUAAAAUGUUUCAGACUUCGUCAGUAUUUUGUUUUCUUCAUAGAUUAUUUUGAAGAAUGAAGUUAUGUGACUUAAUAUUACAUAUUUAUGAGAUCAAAAUUAACUAAUAAAUUAAUUAAUAAGCACCAAUUUCUACCGUAAAAGUAUGUAUUUAUGUAUAAUGUAUAUAUAUAAAGCUCUAAUUACAUGAAACUUUUCGCACUUUG
Odontomachus brunneus is the source of this 2445-nucleotide messenger RNA. RefSeq names its product putative ATPase N2B. The record is from RefSeq and is a predicted model, not a curated record. The coding region runs from base 715 to 2073 and encodes 452 amino acids. Lineage: Eukaryota; Metazoa; Arthropoda; Insecta; Hymenoptera; Formicidae. The transcript has 8 exons. Gene Ontology annotation, cellular component: mitochondrion; cytoplasm. Gene Ontology annotation, molecular function: ATP hydrolysis activity; ATP binding.